Molecule: messenger RNA, 2211 nt
Organism: Drosophila eugracilis
Lineage: Eukaryota; Metazoa; Arthropoda; Insecta; Diptera; Drosophilidae
Gene: deltaCOP
Product: coatomer subunit delta
Exons: 8
Coding region: 198-1796 (532 amino acids)
Biological process (GO): retrograde vesicle-mediated transport, Golgi to endoplasmic reticulum; endoplasmic reticulum to Golgi vesicle-mediated transport; Golgi localization
Cellular component (GO): cytosol; COPI vesicle coat
Source: RefSeq, a predicted model, not a curated record
CACAUCAGUUCACACUCACACAGAGCCACCGUAAACAUUUUGUCGCAGAACCGAACACGUCAGCUACGCGCAUUGAUUGAAAAACAACUUUUCUAGCGACCAGCAAAUCCGAUCCGUAGCAGCAGUCCAUCCUGCGCCGUCCGCAUCCGAUCCGUGAAGUAUUUGCCCGGGACAAAAACGUGAAACGCAGCUGCAAAAUGGUCCUCAUUGCUGCGGCAGUCUGCACGAAGAAUGGCAAAGUGAUUCUGUCACGUCAGUUCGUGGAGAUGACGAAGGCACGCAUCGAGGGAUUGCUAGCCGCCUUCCCUAAGCUCAUGACCGCUGGCAAGCAGCACACCUACGUGGAGACAGACUCCGUGCGCUACGUCUACCAGCCUAUGGAGAAGCUUUACAUGUUGCUCAUUACCACAAAGGCCAGCAACAUUCUGGAGGAUCUGGAGACGCUGCGCCUCUUUUCGAAAGUGAUCCCAGAGUACAGUCAUUCGCUAGACGAGAAAGAGAUCGUGGAGAACGCCUUUAACCUGAUCUUCGCCUUCGACGAGAUCGUGGCUCUGGGCUACAGGGAAAGCGUCAAUUUGGCCCAAAUCAAGACCUUUGUGGAAAUGGACUCACAUGAGGAGAAGGUCUACCAGGCCGUGCGACAGACACAGGAACGAGAGGCGCGGCAGAAGAUGCGGGAAAAGGCCAAGGAGUUGCAGCGCCAGCGUAUGGAAGCCAGCAAACGGGGCGGUCCCUCUCUAGGCAGUAUUGGUGGUCGCAGUGGCGGCUUCAGCUCUGACAGUUUCGGUAGUAGUGGUGUGAGCAGCAGCUCUGGCGGCUCCAGUGCCACCAUCGGGAUUACUUCAAUCGACGUGGACACCAAAUCCAAGACGGCUGUCAGUAAACCAACUUCGCGUAAUGCCCUCAAAUUAGGUGGCAAGUCUAAGGAUGUUGACAGUUUUGUGGAUCAGUUGAAGAGUGAGGGUGAGAAGAUUGCCAAUCUAGCUCCGGCGGCCCCAACUGGAGGCUCAAGUGCUGCUGCCAGCGCUAGUGCAGCAGCCAAGGCUGCCAUCUCAGCGGAUAUUCACAAAGAGAGUGUGCACCUCAAGAUUGAGGAUAAGCUGGUGGUGCGUCUUGGACGCGAUGGUGGCGUCCAGCAGUUCGAGAACUCGGGUCUAUUAACGCUGCGCAUUACGGACGAGGCCUACGGUCGGAUCUUGCUAAAGCUGUCCCCCAAUCACACACAGGGCCUGCAGCUGCAGACACAUCCCAACGUAGACAAAGAGCUUUUCAAGUCGCGCACCACCAUUGGGCUAAAGAACCUGGGCAAGCCGUUCCCUCUCAACACCGACGUCGGUGUGCUUAAGUGGCGUUUCGUCUCGCAGGACGAGUCGGCCAUUCCACUGACCAUCAACUGCUGGCCGUCAGAUAAUGGAGAGGGUGGCUGCGAUGUGAACAUCGAGUACGAACUGGAGGCACAGCAGCUGGAGCUGCAGGACGUUGCCAUUGUCAUUCCCUUGCCAAUGAAUGUGCAGCCCUCAGUAGCCGAAUACGACGGCACCUACAACUACGAUUCACGCAAGCAUGUGCUGCAGUGGCACAUUCCCAUCAUCGAUGCUGCCAACAAGUCGGGCUCCAUGGAGUUCAGCUGCAGCGCCUCCAUUCCAGGCGACUUCUUCCCCUUGCAGGUGUCCUUCGUCUCGAAAACGCCGUACGCGGGCGUUGUUGCCCAGGAUGUUGUGCAGGUGGAUAGCGAGACGGCGGUUAAGUAUUCCAGCGAAUCUAUUCUGUUCGUAGAGAAGUACGAGAUCGUGUAGGCCAAGCCUCUGGCCUCGCCCACCUAAGUAGUACAUAAAAUAUACCUAGAAAUCCAUUAUUUUUUCCGGGGCGAUUUGAUGCAACACACGAUUGAUUCAAUAGCAGCAGCAUGUUAAAGAUUAUUUUUUAUAUGUUUCGAACUUUGGAUACUUAUAGCGCGAACAGCUUCUCAGAGCAAGUAAUUCGAAAAAAUAUAUAUAUAUUACAAAAUCCAAUUAAUAAAAUUAAAUUUAUGCACUCCAAACGCUGCUUAAAUCGGUAUAAAUAAAUGAAAGGCGCAUAAUUGAAGUUGGCGAUUGUGAAGUAUUUUGUUUCCUGUGGUUCGUCUUAACCCCCUUUAUUUGAAAUAUACUUUAUGUAAAAUGCUAUGAAUAAACGUUACACAUUAUGUGCAUACAAUUACUGAUAACAGAA